Messenger RNA from Andrographis paniculata, 3950 nucleotides. Its product is annotated as starch synthase 3, chloroplastic/amyloplastic-like. Gene Ontology annotation, molecular function: starch binding; alpha-1,4-glucan glucosyltransferase (UDP-glucose donor) activity. The coding region runs from base 168 to 3755 and encodes 1195 amino acids. NCBI's taxonomy places the organism in Eukaryota, Viridiplantae, Streptophyta, Magnoliopsida, Lamiales, Acanthaceae. The record is from RefSeq and is a predicted model, not a curated record. The transcript is spliced from 17 exons.
AGUCUCUGAUUCUUUCGAUAUCUAUGGUAUGAAUAAUCAGGGGCGCUUUGAUUGUUGGUGACUCGGAGAGAAGUGAGAAUCGAGAAAUAUUGUGUUGUUAAUGUUGUGUCGUUUUGCUGAGUGAGAAAAACGAGAGUAUUCAUUUCUUUGAGUUGUUCUGUUCGAUCAUGUUGUCGACAAUGGCGGUCAUUUCUCCGGUCCGCGCGCCGGCGCUCCCGAGUACGGCUCGACCGAGAAUCGUGCCGUCGAUUCGAUUCACGCCCAUACGAGCUGUCAGUUGGAGGAUGGAUCAGGCAAAGACACUUCAAAAUACUGAUAAUACGGAUUCUGCAGACAGUUCAAAGAAAAAGAAGAGAAAAAAUUCCAACCAAAGGUCUAAAGAUUCGAUACUAAAGGCAGUUGUGCCAAAAACACAAGGCGCCAUGAGCAUCAAGAAAAGAGAACAUAAGAACGGUGGAGAAGAUGAAUUACAUGCAUCUGAUGUCAAAGAGGCAAUUCAUUAUCUUCUAGAAACUGAUCAGGAACUUGAAUUACCAAAUGAAGACGAUGUUAAAAAGGUAAUUGAUUAUAUUCUAGAAACUAAGGCAAGGCUUCGUAAAGGUAAUGUGAUUGUGGUGGAGGCUUCAUCGACAAAUGGAACUUUGCUUGAUAAUGAAGCUAGUCAAGGAGGAAAUGACCGAGUCCCAGCUUCAUCAACAAAUGGAUCUUUGGUCGAUCAUAAAAGUAGUCAUGAGGGAAAUGGCGGAGCCCCUAACAUUGAUGCAGAAACAAUCACCAAGAAUAAGGAAAAUGUUACAAAAACUAAAGCAGUCAAUGUUUCUACACGUGGGAGGAUCCUUGAAGUAAAAGACUUGGUUAAUGCAAGUAGUAAUAAUGGAGAUUCUUCUGCACAAUCGAAACAGGUUAAAAGUGUUGAAACUGUUGAAACAACUGUCGUGAAACAGCCAUCCUCGACUGAAAGGAAAGGAGAUGUGAUUCAAAAGCUUGAAUUAAAAUGUGAAGAAACUUUGCGCAACGAUGCAUUACAAAGGCUUUCUGAGGAAUGUUUGAAGGGAUGCAGAAAAAUCUUUUUUUACCCCGAGGUGGUAAAACCUGACCAACAAGUGGAGGUAUUUUUCAACCGAAGAUCUUCCAAUUUGAAAACCGAGCAUGAUGUUAUGAUCAUGGGAGCUUUUAACGACUGGAAAUGGAAGUCUUUUACUAUCAAGUUGAAUAAGAGCCACCUCAUUGGGGAUUGGUGGUCUUGCAAAUUCCAUGUUCCUAAUGAAGCUUACAAGAUUGAUUUUGUCUUCUAUAAUGGGAAAGACACCUAUGACAACAACAACAAACAGGAUUUCUACAUUAUGGUGGAUAGUGAAAUGGAUGCAGUUGCAUUCGAAAAUUUCUUGCUUGAACAAAAGUUAUUGGAGAAAGAGGAAUCUGAAAGACAAAAGGCUGAAAAGAAAAAGGAAGAAGAAGAGCUAAGACGUAGCGAAGUGGACAGGAAAGAAAAGGAAGCUGAUAGAGCUAAGGCAAGAGAGGAAGUUGCCAAGAGACAAAGAAUGGUCGAAGAAUUGACAAAGAAUGCUCUGUUCUCACUUGAAGGAGUAUGGGAGAUUGAGCCGAGGCAAUUUAAGGGCAAUGACAAGGUUAGGUUAUACUACAACAAGAGCUCAGGACCACUUUCUAACUCUCAAGAUGUAUGGAUUCAUGGAGGACAUGAUAACUGGAAAUACGGGCCGGAUAUCGUUGCAAAGUUAAAAAAUUCAGAGAGAACAGGCGGAGUCUGGUGGUGUGCUGACUUUGUUGUACCUGAUGAAGCUGUUGUCUUGAAUUGGGUUUUUGCUGAUGGUCCACCAAAGCAGGCAGCUGUUUAUGACAACAAUCACACCCGAGACUUCCAUGGCAUUGUCCCGGCAUCCAUCCCGGGGGACACGUAUUGGGUUGAGGAAGAAGAAAAGAUUUUUAAGACACUUCAGAAACAAAGGCAUUUAAAAGAAAAGGAAAAGCAAACUAAGGUCGAAAGAGUUGAACGUUUGAAAGCAGAGGCGAAGGCGAAAACUUUGAAAUCAUUUAUGUUGUCUCGACAGCAUAUACUAUUUACUAACCCCCUUCAAAUCACGGCUGGAAGCGAAGUCACCUUAUUUUACAAUCCUAGCAACACUGUCCUAAAUGGAAAGCCUGAGGUUUGGCUGACAUAUUCCUUCAAUCGGUGGACAUAUUCCAAUGGUCCAUUUCCACCUCAAAGAAUGAUGCAUGUUGAAAACAGCUCUCAUCUCGCGGCAAUGAUCAAGGUUCCUUUGGAUGCUUAUGUGAUGGACUUUGUGUUCUCUGAGAGAGUCGGUGAUGGAAUUUACGACAACAAUAAUCAUAUGGAUUAUCACUUACCUGUGUAUGGCGGCAUCGUGCAAGAGCCCCCCUUGGACAUUGUGCAUAUAUCGGCUGAAAUGGCGCCCAUUGCGAAGGUGGGAGGUCUAGCUGACGUUGUUACUAGUCUUUCUAGAGCCAUUCAAGACAUGAACCAUAAUGUGCACAUUGUCCUUCCAAAAUAUGAUUGUUUGCAGUAUAAUCAUGUUAAGGACUUGCAGUAUCAGAAGAGCUACUUUUUAGGUUCGACUGAAAUUAAAGUCUGGACUGGGAAGGUCGAAGGCCUGUCUGUCUAUUUCUUGGAGCCUCUCAAUGGAUUUGUUUGGGCUGGUCGUGUUUACGGCUGUGGCAAUGAUCCCGAAAGAUUUGGUUUCUUUUGCCAUGCAGCUCUCGAGUUCCUUGUGCAAAAUGGCUUCCAUCCAGAUAUAAUUCACUGCCACGAUUGGACUACUGCUCCAGUAACAUGGCUGUUGAAAGAACAAUACGUCAAUUAUGGCCUCGACAAAGCUCGAGUUAUCUUCACCAUACACAACCUUGAAUUCGGGCCACAGCUGAUUGGCAGAGCCAUGGCGUUUGCAGACAAAUCCACAACUGUUUCGCCUACUUACGCCCGGGAAGUUUCAGAAAAUCCUGUAGUAUCCCCACACCUUCAAAGGUUCCAUGGUAUCAUCAAUGGAAUUGAUCCCGACAUUUGGGAUCCUUACAAUGACAGAUUCCUCCCUGUACCUUAUACUUCACAUAAUGUCAUCCAUGGCAAAAGAGCUGCCAAGAAUGCUCUGCAACAUAGACUCGGGUUGCAGAUGGCUGAUCGUCCGAUGGUCGGAAUAAUCAGCCGAUUGACAAAGCAAAAAGGAAUCCACCUCAUCAAACAUGCCAUUUGGCGCACCCUCGACCGCGGUGGACAAGUUGUUCUUUUGGGAUCAUCUCCGGAUCCUCAGAUACAACACGAUUUCGUUAAUUUCUCGAAUCAGUUGAAGGGUUCGCAUCAUGAUCAAGCUUGCUUAUGUCUAACAUACGACGAGCCUCUCUCGCACAUGAUAUACGCCGCCUCGGACUUCAUUCUCGUGCCUUCAAUCUUCGAACCCUGCGGGCUAACCCAACUCACUGCAAUGAGAUACGGUUCGAUCCCCGUGGUUCGCAGGACCGGGGGACUUCGCGACACGGUGUUUGACGUGACAGAUGACGUGGAGCGAGCAAAAGGCUUAGGCAUUGAGCCGAAUGGAUUCUGCUUCGACGUCGCGGACGAAGCCGGAGUAGACUAUGCUUUGAAUAGAGCAAUCUCGGCGUGGUACGAGAAAAGGCAAUGGCUGUAUUAUUUAAGCAUGUGUGUAAUGGAGCAAGACUGGUCUUGGAACAGACCUGCCCUCGAUUAUUUGGAGCUUUAUUAUGCUGCUGGAAUCAACAAGUAAUUUGGACAUACACAUUUAUUUAUUAUUUUUUAAAAAAUUUUGGUUUGUAGAAUAUUCAGCUUUAAGACUGCUGUUAGGCCUGAUUUUGAUUUGUGUUACGUUUUUAUUUCAGACAAGAAAUUAUUCUUUUUUUGAAUUUUGGGACAGGUUAAAGAUUCCAUUUCUAUUAUAUUCUGUAAUUUUGCCUUUGUUGUA